This is a messenger RNA of Danio aesculapii, 2619 nucleotides long. RefSeq names its product EEIG family member 2a (gene eeig2a). The record is from RefSeq and is a predicted model, not a curated record. The coding region runs from base 119 to 1210 and encodes 363 amino acids. Lineage: Eukaryota; Metazoa; Chordata; Actinopteri; Cypriniformes; Danionidae. The transcript has 11 exons.
GGUUUCACACGCAAAGAUUCACUCAUCGCAGAGGCGCGUCAGAGAGUGUGGGACCCUGUCUUUAAACCCUGUUCGAGGAGUACAACAGCAACUCUGUCGUCCUUCGUAUUUCCAAUCAAUGGCUUUCAUCAUGAUGAAAAAGAAAAGGUUUAAGUUUAAAGUGGACGUGGAGCUGGAGGAGCUGUCAUCUGUCCCGUACGUGAACGGAGUUCUGUUCUGCAAAGUCCGACUGACGGACGGAGGCUUUUCAGAGGAGUCUUCGAGAGAGCCAGUUUUGGUGAAUUGCGUCAAAUGGAAGAAAAGAUUCUCCUUUAUAUGUAAGAUGAGUGCUAAUGCCGGGACAGGGGUGCUGGAUCCUUGUGUUUUUCGAGUGUCUGUAAGAAAGGAGCUCAAAGGUGGGAAGACGUUUGCAAAGCUUGGUUUUGCUGAUUUAAACUUGGCUGAGUUUGCUGGUUCAGGAAGCACCACGAGGCGCUGUCUAUUGGAGGGAUACAACACCAAAAACACACGUCAAGACAACUCUAUACUGAAGGUGAUAAUCAGUAUGCAUCUAAUGUCGGGUGAUCCCUGCUUUAAAACGCCUCCAUCCACUGCGAUGACAAUUGGAUUUCCAGGAGACACAGAGACAUGUUUACAUGAAGAAAGAAGAGGAGAGACACCAAACACAACUAAUUACUUUACAGAAAACUUAGGAAAAAGUCAUGGUUCGGUUCCAGAUGAACUGGGAAAGUGUGGCCACUCAAGAACCGCCAGCUAUGCCAGCCAGCAGUCCAAGUUCUCCGGUUACAGCACAGGUCACUCGCGUUCCUCCAGCCUGACAGAGCUUUCUCAUCGGAGGAACUUGUCUGUGGGCAGUGCCUCCACCGGGAUAGGUAGCCUUCCAGAACCCAGUGAGGACAGAGAGUCCCGAACACCUUUACCACAGCAUUUACCCACACCGUCACAUAGUGCGAUCUCAGCCAGCAGACACCCUGUAAAGCAGGACUCGGUUGAGUGUCAGUUAAAGCGAGUGGACGCUACCAGAGUGGACGCUGAUGAUAUCAUUGAAACAAUCCUACAGGGUCAAGACUUCAGCCACAGCAUUCUGGACUCCAGUAAUGAAGAGGAAGGUCUGCGUCUGUUUGUUGGGCCAGGAGGCAGCACUGCACUGGGCUCUCAGCACAGCAGGGUUGGUGCUGGAGCGUUUGAACAGGUGGUUAUAAAACGUUAGACUGAGCGUCCAUGGGGGAAGGUGAUGUAAUAUCUUGUGUCAAAAGAGGGGACGGCAGUCUUCCAUCGCAAGCAGCACUUCUAUACUGGUCUACUGACACAUCCUUGGGCUCUAGGGAUUGUGGAAUUCCUGCUCCCCCUACUGGUCAUCUCUGGAGACAGACAGAAGCUUUUUUCUGUAGCUAAAAGUAACAGAAAAUGCUUGGAUUGGAAGCUUUUUACCAAAGUAAAAGUUUUCUUUUCUAGUUUUCUGAAAGGGACUUAAAGGGAUCGUUCACGCACAAAAUUCAGUUCUGUCAUCAUUUAUUUACCUUCCACUUGUUUCAAAUUUGUAUUUUGUACAGAAAAGAAGAUGGUUUCAAAAAUGUUGGAAACUGGUAACCAUUGACUUCUGUAGUAUUUGUUUUUUAUACUAUAGAUUGGCUAGCAGUUUCCAACAUUCUUCAGAAUAUCUUCUUUUGUGUUCAACAAAAUAAAAUGUUUGGAACUAAACAAGGAUGAGUAAAUUUAAAUAAAUUUGGGGGUGAACAAUCACUUUAACGCUGGCAGAACUGAAAAGGCCUUUUAAAAUUUUCUGGGCAUAUUCUAUAUAACCCUCUUUAUAUUUUCCUAAAUCCAUUGACAUGGACUUUGAUUUGUCCAGUGUUGCUUUUAACAGAUGCUGCUAAUUAGAAAAAAGCAAGUGUACUUGUUUAAUGUAAAACAGUUACUUCAAGUGGACAACUGGAAAUCAUAUUUCUGAUAAAAGUAUUUUUGUAAAGUCUUAUUACAAAUGUGUUCAUUUAUAAGAUAAUUAUACAUAUAUAGUGAGGAGAAGACAGCUAAGAUUUUCUGAACUCUUAAAGAGGCUAUUCGAUCAACAUAGUUGACUAGUGAGUUACUUUAUAUCAUUGUUUAGCACUGUCUAAUGUAAUCCAUUAAUUUUAUGUGGAUUGAUGAUGCUGUAAAUGGUAGAUAUUUCAAGACAUUUAAACUGAAUGACGUUUAAAAAACAUAAUGCACAUUAAUUUUACAGGCAUUCCUGUAUGGUUAAGAAAUAUGCACAAGGCCUGAGCCGAGAUUGAGGUUUCAUUUAAAUACAGUUUUUGUUGUUUGUUUGUUUAAAGGAGAUCGUAUAUGCGGGAUUUUAUAAUUUGUUCAGAGUUCAGACAAUGUUUUCCAGUAAUAAACAUGCCAUUUUAAAGGCUAAUAAUUCUUAUUGUAGAUUACAGAGCUGUUAUAUCUGAAGAUUGUUGUAUAUAAGAAAGUGAAUUUAAUUUAUGUUUGUCAAGUGACAAUUGUCAAUAAACAAAUACUAGUUAGUAAUUGUUAGUGAUUUCAUCAGAAACAAUGUACCAGCAGUCAAUUGUUUUGCAUUUAAAGAGUACAUUAGAGAGUAACUUUUUUAUAUAAAACUUAUAAUUACAAGUA